This is a messenger RNA of Spirometra erinaceieuropaei, 336 nucleotides long. The record is from the annotation of a GenBank genome assembly. Lineage: Eukaryota; Metazoa; Platyhelminthes; Cestoda; Diphyllobothriidea; Diphyllobothriidae.
AUGCACUCCAACUCGCGCGUAUCCGCAACCACCGUCCAUGAACAUCACUUCGUCGACGACUGCGCUCUCAACGCCACCGCGGAAGGGAACACGCAAAGGAGCAUGGAUCUCUUCGCCGCCGACCGCGAAAACUUCGACCUGAUCAUCAACACGGAGAAGACGGUGGUUGUGCAUCAACGGCCACCCGCCGCUGCCUACGUCGCACCCCAAAUAAACGUGAACGGUGCCCAACUGUCUGCCGUGGACAACUUCACUCAUCUGGACAGCGCCCUCUCUCGCAGCACCAAAUCGAUGAUCCGGAUUUCCAAGGCCACCCAAAUCUUCGGUCCCCUGUAG